CAAUAACAAUCCAACCACAGCAACGAUGAAUAACGACAACACUACAAUACCAACAACACAGUUGUUCGCUGCCUGAACGAGCAGACAGCCGUCGUCGUCGUCUGUCUUGCCUGCCAGCCAGUGUCUGUUGGCUGCCCUCUGCCCUACCCGCACAUGCCGUCGUUCAUUGUAUACUUGCUUGUUGUUUGUAGACCGACCGACCCCCCAACCACAGAGAGUAGCGUUUGCUGCUGCUGCUGUCACCGUUUGCUGCUCUUUGCCAUCAUCAUCAUCAGUCUGUUGUUUGCGUUCAGCCCGAGUUGUUGGCAAUCUUUUUAAACGUGCGCGGCUCUUCUCGCCUUAAAAGUGAAAAGUGGAAAAAAAACAUUUAUUUUAUAUAUCACCGCCAAUCGCAACAAAAAUCCCAAACUCAGGAAAUCAUCUAGUGUGCCCAGUGUAUUUGUUAUUGUUGUCGGAGCAACAACAAAAAGAAAACAUACAUAGUUACAAAACCAAUUGAUUUGGAAAGAAUACCCAAUUCCAUCCCUCUAACGCGCUACUCACUCGCAACAAACGACAAUAACCAUGGCGGAUAACAAACCAGACAAUUACAAUAUUAACGCCAAAAUCUGUCGUCUAGUGGAGCAAUAUCCCUGUAUGUAUGAUCGCUCACAUCCCAGCUAUCUUAAGAAGGAUGUUGUCGAUCAGGCAUGGAUUGCGAUUUCGAAAGAAAUGAAUGAUUCGAUUUCCUCUUGCAAAGAGCGCUGGCGCAAUAUACGAACCUCUUAUGCUCGUUCCAUUAAUGUCAAUAAGAUACCUGCCAGUGCAAAUCGCACUAAACCCUAUUACCUGCAUGAAGAAUUGCAAUUUCUAUCGCGGCACAUUACACCUGGUAUACCAGUGUCUAGGCGUACUGUUUCCAAUUCCUUCUACACAUCGCCUCGAAGUGAAAAAGGCGAACACAUUGAGGUUGCAUUGGGCGAAGAAUCAAUUGACAGCUAUGCAGCGGCUAUGAUGGAUUACGAGGAGAAAUCCCAGGAUCGUGAAGAGCGUAGUAGUAGUGUGGUUAGUGAGGCAACUUCCAAAAAUACACCUGAUAAUGAACCCGAACCUGAUGUGACCAUAGAACCAAUACCACCACCACUACCUCAAGUAGAAGAAAAGGCCACUUCCACUACCGCACCUGUGACAGUUGAAGACUUUACCGUACCGCCCAUGGUACAAAUUGAAGAUGAACCUUUGGAUGUAACGCAUGAGGAGAAAAGAGAUUCUAUCAAUUAUGCCUGUGCCCCACCUAAGAAACGUUUGAGAAUCGCCAAUAGUGCCUAUGCCUAUGACAAUUGCAGUUUUCCAGAUGUCAAGCCCGUGGAAGUUGUACCCCAGCAUGAUUACGACAAUAUUUUCCUGCAAGGCUUAUUACCCGAGAUGAAAGCCAUGGAUUUCCGACAGAAGAUAAUUUUCAAGCGCCGCAUAUAUGAAGUGCUAUCGGAAAUUUUUGACCAUUCUUCAAGUCAAGCCACCUCAACCACCACCUCCACACCCUUAGGAAAUGGUCAGCAGCAAAUGCUUAAUUCUCUCAAUACCUCACCGCUGGCAGUUGUGAACUCUUCAGAUCUGAAUAUGCUACGAAGACUCAAUCAUCUGCUGCAAGAUCCUACUUCAACAACGCCUAUGACACCGCGUUGCGUAAAUAUCUCCUCGGCCGUUCUCUCCAACCCCAAUACAACAUCUUCUAUUACAGUGCCCAUAGCCAAAAUUGGUGCCACAACCCGAUCGUCGGCAAAUAUUACGCGGCUGCGCAUGGUCAAUACCAAUGUGAUGGUCUCACCACAAACCGUCAAAGAGGAACCGGACACAAAUUGAAGGCAUACGAAAUUUGUACAAUUGUGAAAUGGAAAUCUAGUGUUAAAUUAAUUAUUUUAUAUAUUUUAUUGAACUAUUAGCUAUUUAACUAUUUGUUUUUCAUAGUAAGAAUUGUUGUACAUAUGUAUAUUUUAGACAUAGAGAUAGUGAUAAGUAAGUAAGUGUGUGUAUUGUUCUACAAACCAGUACAACCGAAGUCAUUAGGUAUAAAUUUAUUUUUUAAUAAUAAACCACUGCUAUUUAUAUAUAAAAAUCAUUCCAA
This is a messenger RNA of Stomoxys calcitrans (stable fly), 2104 nucleotides long. RefSeq lists its product as uncharacterized. Gene Ontology annotation, biological process: regulation of transcription by RNA polymerase II. The transcript has 3 exons. The coding region runs from base 565 to 1842 and encodes 425 amino acids. The record is from RefSeq and is a predicted model, not a curated record. Gene Ontology annotation, molecular function: DNA binding. NCBI's taxonomy places the organism in Eukaryota, Metazoa, Arthropoda, Insecta, Diptera, Muscidae. Gene Ontology annotation, cellular component: nucleus; transcription regulator complex.